UCAUAGUGAACAUUUUUGAAGUUAACCGAUAGUAAACGUACUAGUUAAUGAUUAUGUACUUUUUGCCAGUACUGUAACAUUGUGUAUUUACUAUUUUUGAUAAAUAUUUUAUAAUUAAAAUUGAUAUUUUAACAAUUAAUCCUGAAGGAAGUAAAGUAUAGAAGCAAAUUAUGUAUUUAAUUACAACAAAAUGCUUAUUAUUUGUUAUAUUGACAGCGAAUGCGAUAAAAUCAGUGAACUCUAUAAAUUGUUAUCAAUGCUCUGGAACUGACUCAAAUGAACCUUUUGAGUGUAAUGAGUAUUUAGACACCGACACUGCUUUAAGUCCAAUAGAUUGCAACAGUAUUCAUGAUGCUCAAUAUUGCAUCAAACAUGUUGGAAGAUUUGAAGGUGGGAUUAGUACAAAGAGAUAUUGUUCUUCUUUAGAUCUAGGAAACUAUUGCAAUUACGUUCAACAGCCUGGGGAUAAACUAGAAUACAGGACAUGCAUACAUACGUGCAAUACAGACGGAUGUAAUGGCACUUCUGGCAUUCGAAAUUCUGCAAUAUUUUCGUUAAUAGUUUUAAGUAUAUCCAUUUGUAUUAUGAAAGUUUAGUAUGUAAGAGUUUUUAUUUUUUAAAUUGUGUGUUAGGAUUAUUCUACCUCAUGCAAUUAUGACUUUUUAUAUUAGAAUCUCAAUGUAAUAUGACAUUCCAUUUUAUAAAUUACAUCACAUAAUAUUUACAUUUUUUUUUAAUAAAAAUAUUUAAAGAC
Molecule: messenger RNA, 754 nt
Organism: Nymphalis io (European peacock)
Lineage: Eukaryota; Metazoa; Arthropoda; Insecta; Lepidoptera; Nymphalidae
Gene: bou
Product: U-scoloptoxin(05)-Sm1a
Exons: 3
Coding region: 171-596 (141 amino acids)
Biological process (GO): regulation of synaptic transmission, cholinergic; sleep; positive regulation of voltage-gated potassium channel activity
Source: RefSeq, a predicted model, not a curated record